Molecule: messenger RNA, 4041 nt
Organism: Planococcus citri (citrus mealybug)
Lineage: Eukaryota; Metazoa; Arthropoda; Insecta; Hemiptera; Pseudococcidae
Exons: 3
Coding region: 388-1689 (433 amino acids)
Source: RefSeq, a predicted model, not a curated record
UUCCACCUCGAGACCUUGUGCCACUCUGGUACAGUUUUCAUAACAUUAUCACACAUUUUAUGAAUACGCUAUGGACAUCGUACUUCAACUGGUUUCCACAUUUGCAAUUGAAAACAUACCGACGAUUUAAUUGUGACAUUCGAACAGUGCCCAGUGCCAUCUUUUUUUUCGGUCGACUUUACCGUUUCGUGAAUCGAAUUUUCGUCAACAUACAGUGAUUUUUCAUCAAUUUUUAAAGCGUGAUCGUAUAUUCAAAUGACAAUAGCGCGUGGUGGUGUUUUUAAAUAUUUUUACGACGCGUUUUUCAGCGAAACUUAGUGCAUUUUUUUUUUGGUGGUGCUUGUGUGGUUCGGUUUUCAACUCUUGGCUGGUGGAAUAAAUUAUGUCAUGGCUGGAUGUGAUAAAUGGGCUUUCUUCAAAGCUUUAGAAGUGGUAUUAUGCUUAUCCAGUUUAUUAUACAAAUGGUGGACGGACGAAGAAGCAUCGAGAUUAUACUUUUAUUUAGAAAAACGAUCUAGAGAAUGGCCUCUAUUAAGAAAUGUUACGUGGAACCAGGCUGGAUCAUGGUUCGCCGAUGUCACAUUUGGAGGUUAUACCAUUAUCACAAUAGCUCUGUUAAUUGCGCAUGUGAUCGGUGAAUUGCGCCAUACCAGAAAAACGGAACUGUUCCUACUGGGCAUAGGUUCGUUAUUAUUUUUCGGAUGCGGUUGCAUGAUCAUCACAUCGUUCGACAACGUACCGGAAAGUUUAUUCGACAACGCCAUAAUCUUAGGUUUAUUAGCCAUAAUAACAGGUUUCGUAUUCUUAAUUGACAUCGGUUGUUUCAACCGACGCGAACAAGAUAAAGUUCCGAGUCAAGAUAAGGAAUACAGAAUGCAACGAGACACGCCAGUGAAAUCCAAACAAGUGACACCAGUUAAAGAAAAACCACCGAAACAGAACGAAAACGUAGCCCAAGACAAAGUCAUAUCCGAAUUACGAUCGUCGAUCAAGAAAAAGAACCCUUCAAACGAAACGACCUCCAACCAUAAGACGGAAAGCGAAAAACAAACCAAAGAGAAUAUACAGCCGGGUCGCAAACACAUGGAAAACAGAGGUUUCUCGAAGAAAAAACCAGUCGACGAGCACGAUAACGCUUACGAUUACGACGAACAAUCGAUCCGAAACUACGACAGCGAUUCAUCCGAGGCCUCGGAGACCCCUGUACGCGAUCGUUACGAACGUAAAAGUCGAGGAUCGCAGAUAGGUCGAAGUUACAUCAUGGAGGAAAAACGUACCUCUACUAAAGUCAAAUCAAAAGAUGCUGAAACUAUAACCGAUAGUCAUAUCGUUGAAAUACAGUCUUCCAGGGUAACAACCACCAGUCCCAACAAAUCUGAUAGUCAGACAUCCGAGGAGAGCUACGAGCUUCAUCCUCCACCAAGUACGUCGUUAUUAUUGUCGAAAAAUGGUAAACGCUUUCAACCCACAUUGACGACAACUCGUAUCGAGAGAAUAUCUCAAAAUGCUUUCGAUUUAAAUCAACAAAAUUCUUCGGCCUCUGCCCCUUCUUCGCCUCAAGAUCCCGGAUAUGUUUUACAUACCGCGUCAAAAUGGCCAAAUACUAAUCCAGUAGCGCCAGCACCUCAGUCGUAUCAACAAUUCAAAGAGAAAAACAAAGUUUUACGACCGGUACAUUCAGUCGUAUAAAAUUACGAGUAAUACCUCGUGCAAAUAUGUACGUACGUAGAUGUACAUAUUUAUUCGAGGAUACCUAUGAGACGUUCUCGGUUCUCUUCAACGUAGAGGCCGACAGACAUCAGCGACAUGGCCCCUACCUAUCUACUUGUUUAUACGUCAGCAACGAAUAUGUGUAUGCGAUGAAGUAACUUUGUAUAAUAAUGGGAUUUAUUUUGUGCGAGCGAAUUUUCUCAUAAUGUAAUUUACCUACGUCUUUCGGACUAAGCUACGAGUAUGUAGCUAUUAUUUCACAAAAGCGUCGCGUCGGUCGCUAAAUUCGAAGAAAUUACACGCUAUUGUACGAUACAUAUUUUACCUACUUAGUACAAAAUGAAUGAAACUGGUUCGUUCUGACAGCAGAUUUCAAUACAUACGUAUGUACUUUUCAAUACUCUUCAUUUGCUGUUUGAACUGGACACUGUUUUUUUUUUUUUUUUUUUUUUGGUCAUUACAUCUUAUGUUUGCUCAAAGUGUAGCAUACCUACUGAUCAGGGCUCAUACACAUCUUUUUCCAAAAAAAAAAAAAGAACCUUCAACAACCAAAAAAGUUUGAAAAAAAUACCCAAAAGUCACUGAAAAAACAGAAUUUUUCGCUUUUAAUUAAGAUCUAAACAUAGAACUCGAUAAACUUAUUUACAACUUUGGCAAAUAUUGCCAAAAAAGUGAUGAGUAGGUACUUUUUUUUAUUUUUGAAGAUAAGGUUGAACCAUUCUGCACCUAAAAAAGCGAGUUUCUUUUUGAAAAUUUUAGACAACAAUGAGAAUUUUUUCAACUUCUGGCAAUAAAAGCGAGAUUUUUGACAAUUUCAACAAUUUUUUUAAAAAAGGAGACUUUUCAGGAAUGCAAAAAAAACAAUUUACGGAAAUUUUUGGCAAAAAAUGAAGACUUAGCAAUCAAAGUGAUGUUUUUCUCAUUAUUUGUUAAAAAUGUAGAACUACCCAUUUUUCAACUUUCUGAAAAAGCGAAACAUUUUGGUGAUUUUUGGCAAGAAAGCUUAACUUUCAGACAUUUGAAUUUCGCUAAAAAUGUGAGAUUUCUUAGCAAUUUCGCUCUAAAAACCGAGUUUUUUCGUCAAAGGUUUCCCAAAAUGCAAAAGAGAUAAAUCGGCAAGCUACUUAGCUAUUCGCUGAUUGCAAGAUAGUUUUUGCAUUUGUUUCCACUAUUUGGUUGUGGUUGCAUUAGUGUUGCUAAAAAUUUGCUAAUAAAAUAUCAACUUGUAACAUGAAACUAACUUCGAAGAAUGCGAAAAAAAUCACAGACUGGCUAAAAUUAUGCCAAACUCUCAAAAAUAAUUUUCUAUAAUAUUUUGUUAAACGUUCCUUCUUAUUCUGAAUUCUAAAAACCGAGACUCGAUUCGAUCUAAGCAAAAAACAUAUCCACGAUUUAAAACUUUUUUUGAGAGAAGACUUCGCCUCCAUUUUCUCGCUAUUUUUUGCAAAAAGAGCGAAAUCUAGACAAUUUUGGAAAAGGCCAGGCUUUUUUCAGAAAGAAAGUUGGCCUGAAAUUUGAAAAAAUUGAAUUCCCGAAAAGUGAAAAAAAGUUACUUCAGUAAGUAACCAAAAAGUAAAAGUGAAAAAUGCAACAAUUUCUGGAAAAGGAAAAAAAACGAGACUCAUCAAUUUCAGAAAAACUUAAGCUUCUUCCGACAAUUCUUUACAACAAGAUGAAACUUUAAAGCUAUCUCAAAACAAAAUAGGACUAUUCAGUAUUUUUUGCAAAAAAAAGCGACAAUCUUUGGCCAUUUUUUAGCAGGAAAGUGAGACUUUUUGGCAAAUUUCAACGUAAAAAAAAUUUAGCUGGGAAUUAUUGACAACAAAGGAGAUCGACUUCGACAAUUGUAGCAAAAAAUCAAGUUUUUUUUUCCUUGCACCGAAGCGUAUUUCAACUUGAAUCAGGGCUUUGUAACCAUGUUACAUAUAAAGAAUGUGUAAUGAGCUGGAAAAAUUUUUUUUUGUAAAUUAUUCACUUGUCGAUAUUGUCAACAUUCUUUCUUUUUUCCUCAAAAUGAAGUAGGGCAAAAAUGACUUCAGGAACCAAAAUUUCGAAAAAGUAAUUGAGUACGAGUCCUGUAUGCAUUUAUGAAUGAAAAAUGCAUUACGCUGUCAUAUUCAUGAAAUGCUCAAGUAGGUAAUAAAUUUUUCUAUACAUGUUUUGGAAACAUGACUUGUAGACAACAUUUUAUGAUAUGAAGCCUCCGAUUGUUGUUAAUCAAUGUGGCAUUUACUAUACAUACGUUUAUGUACCUAUAUAUUUUUAUUGUAAAUACAUGGUGUAAUUUUUCGAUCUUCGAAUUACAAUAUAUUUUUGUAUUGUGUAGAUAAA